UGUUACUCUGUUUCCUUAUGUUACCCUUUGUUACGCUGUGUUACUCUGUGUUACCCUGUAUCACCCUGUGUUGCCCUUUGUUACUCUUUGUUACCUUGUGUUACCCUGUUUUACCCUUUGUUACCCUGUGUUACUCUGUGUUAUCCUGUGUUACCCUGUGUCACUCUGUGUUUCCCUGUGUUACUCUUUGUUACCCUAUGUUACUCUCUGUUACCCUGUGUUACUCUGUGUUACCCUGUAUUACCUGGUGUUACCCUGUGUUACCCUGUGUUGCCCUGUGUUGCCUUGUGUUACCCUAUGUUACCCUUAGUUACUCUGUGUUGGUGUGUGUUACCCCGUGUUACCCUUUGUUACCCUGUGUUACCCUGUGUUACCCAUUGUUACCCUUGGUUACCCUGUCUUACCCUGUGUUACUCUGUUUCCUUAUGUUACCCUUUGUUACCCUGUGUUACUCUGUGUUACUCUGUAUUACCCUGUAUUACCCGGUGUUACCCUGUGUUGCCCUGUUUUACCUUAUGUUACCCUGUGUUACUCUGUGUUACCCUGUGUUACCCUGUGUUACUCUGUGUUACCCUGUAUUACCUGGUGUUACCCUGUGUUGCCCUGUGUUACCUUGUGUUACCCUAUGUUACCCUUAGUUACUCUGUGUUGCCAUGUGUUACCCUGUUUUACCCUUUGUUACCCUGUGUUACUCUGUGUUAUCCUGUGUUACCCUGUGUCACUCUGUGUUUCCGUGUUACUCUUUGUUACCCUAUGUUACUCUCUAUUACCCCGUGUUACUCUGUGUUACCCUGUAUUACCUGGUGUUACCCUGUGUUGCCCUGUGUUACCUUGUGUUACCCUUAGUUACUCUGUGUUGCUGUGUGUUACGCCGUGUUACCCUUGGUUACCCUGUCUUACCCUGUGUUACUCUGUUUCCUUAUGUUACCCUUUGUUACCCUGUGUUACUCUGUGUUACUCUGUAUUACCCUGUAUUACCCGGUGUUACCCUGUGUUGCCCUGUGUUGCCCUGUGUUGCCCUGUGUUACCUUAUGUUACCCUGUGUUACUCUGUGUUACCUUGUGUUACCCUGUGUUACUCUGUGUUACUCUGUGUUACCCUGUAUUACCUGGUGUUACCCUGUGUUACCCUGUGUUACCUUGUGAGUAGUCACUGAAACUUGACUUGCAAGACAAGAUCAUCAUUUCACACCAGUGGGCAGUUGCCCCAGGCAGAAAAGCUCUGAUUUGCGACCUAAUCACCACUUUACUAAAUUCAAGAGAAAAGUACUUACUUACUUGCAAACAAAAGUGAUUGUCAAUUGUAACCACAACACAUUCAUGCGGUGACUUGAAAAAACUUUCAUCUGCAACCGGCGACGCAAUGUGGCAAUUAUCACGUAUUGAAAUGCAAUACACUUGUUUAGAAGAAGUAUCUCUUAACAUCCUGAAAGAGAUGGCCAAAUACAGGCUGUUCUUUUUUACACUAUUGUUAGGAUUUUACCCAUCUUUUAUGUUUAAGUCCUGUAAGACUGAAACAGUGAACAGGAAUAGAAGGGUUUUCCCGCCCUCAUGAUCAUGGCCACUCGGUGUCCACAGCAUCAAAAAAGCUUUCCAUGGGCGAAGCUGAGCGCAAAUUGAAUACUGACAAAGAUUUUUUAAAACAUGCAAAUUAUUUUAGAUGAUAAGAAAAAGCCAUUUGAGAGGAAAAGAUCCUUAUGCUGUGAAUCCUUCUUAGCCGGAAUGCAAGUACAAAAAUUAAUACAAAAUCUUUUUAUCAUAACAGUUGGGAAAUGAAGUUCAUACUGUCAACCCAGGAAGCAUUUUGAGCAGGUUUUUUUAUCAGCCCAUUGAAUGUGCGUGAAUGUUUUUUUGGACAGAGGAGUUAUGCAGGAUUCUUUUCCUACCUAUAUGCACUUCCAGGAUAUACAGUGUAAAUGUAUAUAUUUUUUCUAAAAUCAACCAGCCCCUCACCCCAAAUUAUCCUAAUUAUUCAAGUCAUCUCAGUCCUCCAGUCAUCCUGGUCAUUCCAGUCUCCCCAGUCAUUCUAGUCAGCCUAGUUGCCUUAGUCAUGCUUGUCAUCCAUGCCUCAUACUCUCCUGUAUCUGCGCUUUGUUGUAAGAAAAAAUACCGGAAAGAAACAAACAGAGUUAAAAAGCAAACUAUACUUUUUAAGUUUUACCUUUUAUUUUAAUAUUUCCUUUUCUUUAUUGUAUUGUCUUUCUAUUUUUGUUUUGUUCUGUAUUUUUCCUUUUUCAUUAGUAAGUUGAGUAUGAUCGUCUGGGUGAAUGUAAUCCUGAAAAGGACUGUUGUUGACAGUGACUGACAUUUCAACAACCUGUGCAUGACUCUGUAAAUGACUACGGCACACAUUGUUGAAACAGCAGUUACUGUCAACAACUGUCCUAUUCAGAACUGUGUUCACCCAGAUGAUCAUACUCAACUUACUUAUUAAGGGCCUGUUUACAUGGAGGUGGGGGACUACAGGUGGGUGAGGUAACAUUUGGCGGGUCACCCCACCUAUCAUGUAAACGUGAUUAAAUUAAAAUGAGGGAUUAUAUGGACAGGCGGGUUACCCCACCUAAACGGGUUACCUCAUCUACCUGCGGUCCCCCUCCUCUAUAUAAACAGGCCCUAAAUGACUCAUAGGUUGAAACCUUUCAUAGUUUUAUUUUUUUCCCUUGAACGUUUUCAGUAUGCACAUUUAUGCCAUGCAUUCAGGUAGCUGUGCCCUUGGAAGAGAGGGUUUUUCUGAGCCUGGCUUAAUUCUUACAGGCAUGCACCGUCUCUUGAUUUUAACUUUUUGUUGCAAAAAACCGGCAUUGCAUGAUGUUAGCUUUCUAAGAUAAAUUUGAGGGGUUUUACGUAGUCAGGUGGAAUAAGUAAAUAAAAUUCAUAUAUUUUGUGACUCAAAUUUACAUUUAGUGAGUCAUGUUUCUUUUUUUUUCAGGCAGAAAGGGAAAGGAAUGGUGGUAAACCAAGUUUACAUUAAAGUGGAAAGGCAACAACAACAUCAUCAUGAUGGAGAAUGCAACAAGGUCCUGUUAUUGUGGUACAAAAAAGGUAUAGCUCUUGGUAUAUGGAAUGAACUAGAGGACAGCAUUGGGAACAAUAACGAAAUAAGUGCUAGAUUCAACAUUGAGCUCCUGGCAGCUGGUAUGGAAAAUGGACUGCAUAGAGGCUAGACUUCGAGGUUAGUAACAUCAACCAAACAAUAACUAGACUGAACUACAUUCAUGACCGAACUCAACGUCAACGUCUGUGAUGUAACUUAACUUUAUUAAUACACAUCACACACUGAACGAAAAAAUACACAAGAACAGCCAAAGCCGGGGGCUUAAAUGGUGUAAGGUCAGCAAAAAAGACGUGAAGAAUUUACAGGAAUAGAAGAAGGCUUUAACUAAAAUAAUUACAAUACAAUUAAAUCAAGAAAGAAAAGGUCAGUCAGAAAAAACUUACAACUGAAAUACAAUACUUGGCAACUAAUUUCAAAUAUUUAAACAACUAAUAAUUCCUAUAAACCACACAAACAAAUACAAACAAAUACACCUAGUAUAGUCUCACAAGGUGUACAGAUUAUGCGUAGGCUAAUUGUCAACUCAGAAAAAUACAGUCUUAAGUUUUUUGUAAAAUUUACUUACUUUGAGAUUAUUGUGCACAGCUAGUUAAUGGAAUAUCGUUCCAAAUAAUAGGAGCUUGCCAAGUGAUAGCAAAUUGAUACUUAUGACAGGUUUUUUCUGAUAGAAAACUGUGCAUGGAAAGGCAAGGUGAUGGAUAGCAUCAAGCUGUUGAUAUCUGUUAUGGUGUGGUUUGGUAUAUGGCUCAUUAUAUUUGCUGGGGAGACUGGCCAGGACUUGUUCAUAUGGCUGCAUUAUGGUUUGGUAAGGUAUGGUAUGACUUUUAACAUCAAGCUCAUAUUAUGGUUUCUAAGACAUCAUCAAUCGUAAUGUUUGUGAUGAUUACUUUUAAAAUAAUUUACAAAACUAUUAUUAAGAAGCGGGAAAUUGUUCUUGCUCCAUAAAAGGGGUGGUGAAUAGGUACCCAGGAAAUUGUUCCGGAAACUUUCAUCAUCAGUCUCAUUUUUUGAGUUUCCUUUUGAGUCGUGGAUUUUUUGUCUUAACAGAGAUUUUUAGAAGUUUUAUUUUUUAGCCUGAGCAUCCGGGCAAGGCUUUUAUUUAACCAUUUCACCAUCCCUCAUAAAAUAUUAGGUAGCACUAACAGAAAGCCAGUUGGUUUCCAUUAUAUAAUAAUAUAUCAUAAAUGACCAAAACUGCAAAUUUUUGACCCUGCCCGGGAGGUCUGAAUGCGGGGUACAGCUGGCCUGGGGUUUUCCUCCUAGGAGCAAGUGGACGUACGGGGAGGUUUUUCACCCAGCUGUUGUUCCACAACCCCCAUUCACUAAACUUUUUUUCACACAAGGCUGGCAGCUUAACCAUUUUAUAUCACAUUUUUUUAUUACUAUUAAGCAAUCAUUUAAUUGCCCAAUUGUUGUUCAUGACUGAAAAACAUUGUUGCUCAGUAGAGUCUUAGAGAUCAUAAUCUGUAAGGUGUUGAAAAACAUCUUAUAGGGCACAUCAGGAGAUUUAGGAACCAGAUGAAUAUUUAUUCUUUAAAACAUCUCUAAAAUUUAUAUACAUCAAUAGGCACUUAAUUUCAGUCAUGCAACAAAUUGAAAGUAUUUAUUGAUUGUCUUAAAGUAAUAAUAGGUUAUAACAAUUCCAGUGUGUGUGCCACCAUUGUACAAACAAAGCCAUUACAAAGUGUCAAUUAUCUGCAUCUACAUACAUCAGGUCGUUGAAAAUCGCAAAGACAUCACACUAACCGGUAUCAGCAUUUUUUACCAUUUCACUGGAUAGCUCACUAGGAGUGUAAAGUUUUGCUCUUAAAUAUUGGCAAAUUAUUCCUAGAUGCUUGUUUGUACAGCCACUUAAUAAGGUUUUUAAGCUUCUGCCAACAAGAUUCCAUUGAGCAGUAAAUUAUUUUUGAAACUUGUUUAUUUGGUUGAUAUAAAAAUAAUAUUAUCUCUCACUUACACAUUAAUAGAGACGACCAUCCAAAAUAUCUCUCAGCUGACUUUCAGCCAUCCGAAAAAAAAGGGGACCAUGAAUGGUCUAAACUUUUACCUUUCGCUCCAAAUUCACUGUGAGUCAACAAUCUGAUGAAGUGUAAGGAACAUUUAGUUCGCAUUUCAGCACAAUUCUUUUCUUUCGCAGACUCCUGAAAAUUCUCUUUUGAGUUUGCAACUCGAUUAGAUGCCUGGAAUUUAGACCACUAUUGUAGCUAUAGUUGCCAUCAUAGAUAGGGAUGAAUAUAAGGAUUUCUCACCCCAGGGUACAGAGUGUAAUUCAUGAUCAGCUGGUUAUUGGCAACCAUCAGUGCAACAAAUUUCGCCAACAAUAUUUUGAGAGUAAAUCAGUGGGUCCACUUGUAGAGGCUUCUGGUUGCCGGUUUCUAUGGUUACCUUCUCACUUCACUCCCAGCAGUUCCUAAGCUUGUCUGUUAGUAUCUGUCAAUUCAGGUGAUGGUUGCCAAAGCAUAAAUAGCUUGGACCAAAUAUUAUGUUUUCUCAGAUAUAUUUCCUUCCUCUAGAAAUCUCAAGGGCUGGGGGUACUCCCUUAAGGCUACAAAUGAUAGGCCUAUGCGACACCAUAGUUUUUGUUUUUAGCCUUUUGGGUAUUAGUAAAAUUGGGUGUAUUUAUUUUAGAAUUGAUUCUACAACAAUAAUUUAAAAAAAAUUUGGGUCUGAAAUAGCAUAAGUAUUUUUCCUUCUGUAACAAGGGUCUGAAAUUGAUUAUGUUAGUUACCAUUUUUGACCUUGACGAAGAACACCGCAAUUCAGGUCUUAAAUAAGGUAGCUGGCCAGGAAAGUCAAAAUUCCUCACUCUGAAAUUGGGCAAGGGUUUCCAUGACACAUGCUGGAUGCAUUCAUAUCUGGGUUAUUUUUAGUCUACGGUAACUGCCUUUUUUCAGAAACUGAAGUUACAAGAUUUCAGUAUGAAUUAGAUGACUGAUCAGUUUAACUGGCCAGCAAUUUAGGAAAAAUAAUUUAAUUUACCAGUUUGUGUCAUUAAAAGCAAUAACUUGCCUGUUUUCAGCAGCAAGUAGAGUAAUUAACAUAAGGUCUCUAUUCUAAUUGACAUCAUUCUAAUUAAUCCUGUAGCUGCUGAACCUGUUUUUUAAUCUGCUCAAUGGAAUCUUGUUUAACAUUACUAGGCAUAACUAGUUGGGAACAUUGAUUAAUUUAUUCAUUAUUAGAAAUUAUUACUGGACAUUGUAAUGAAAAUCAACACCUUGCUGUCAAGAUCUUAAAGGAGGUCACAGGCAUUACCUGUCUUCUACAUCUCCCAUUAACUUAAUUAGACAAGUAAUCUGGGAAAAAUACCACUUUUAGACAUCUUGAUCUUCCUAGCAGGGUGUUUUUACUGAUUUAUAAGCAAAGGAAGCGACUAAAAAGUGGGCAUAAUAAUAAUAAUUUAUAAAAUAAGUGUUCAACCGUUUUAAACUCAAAGGUAACAAAAAUGUUUUGAGGGGAAGUCACAAAUUUAUUUUGAAAAACAAAUCAGCUAGCUACAGUAUUAAAUAUUUAUAGUUUAUCUUAUUUUGAAAAACAAAUUAAUGCAGUGUAUAAAUUUAUCUGGGGGAUGAAAUCAGGAAAGUAUAUAUAUUUUUUUUCUCCUCUUAAAAUGUGACCACUUUUCUUUUUUGGUGGGAUUUGAUUGGUAAUAAUGCUUCCUUUGCUUACAAUAAUCAGUCAGCCAUUUGCAGAAUGGCACCACAUGACUGCAACUGUCAACCAGAAUCCUGUAGUUUUUCAAGGGUCAGUUUAGGCUAUUGUUGUUUUAACCUUGCUGGGAUUACUGGAUUUAAAUAAGCUAACGUAAGGGAAAGUAAUGAGAAUUCUGGGAGUAUUGCAAGUCAAGUGAAGCCAUGGUGAAAAUGGCCAAUAGGAUUUCAUAUUAUUUCCUAACAUACAGCAAGCUCAUUAGCACACUCAAGACCUCGAAUUAAGUUCCAGUUGGCUUGAAUUAAGCCACAAGCAGCAAAAAUUGUUCAUAAUUGAAUCAUUCUCAUUUGAAUACAUUUUUCCAUCAACUUUUUCAACAGACAGACGAAAGUUUUGAUUUUUUCCUUCAAACAAUAAGGCACUUUCAAAGAGGAGAAAAACAACUACAAAACAAACCAAGGAGUGCACAAUAUUUACCUAUAACUAAUGGAUUCAUAGAUUUACCAUGUUAGGUUAAUACAAACCACUGCCUCCCAUCCCAGAAUAAUUAUUUUUUAGGUUAUAUAUAUAUAUAUUUUACUGUUUAAGGUGAUCACUGGUCUACAUGGUACCUCAAACUUGCAUUUUUAGUCUAAAUCUAGAAAGAAAAGUUAGGUCUGUUAAUGUCACUUCUUGCUCAGAUGUGCAUUAGUGCAAUGCCUUUUAAAAGUUUAAGAAUUAAGCUUUCAACACAUUCCAGGUUUCCAGACUAUUGAUCACCAUCACAACAUUCUGUUAAACUCUCUGUAGGUAUAAUGUGUAUGUCUUCAUUUCUUGGUGUUACAAAGUUCCUGCUUUCUGAAACAGGUUAGGGAUUUAAACAAAAUGAUUUUUUUGCCUAUUUUUUUUUCUCUAUAGGAGCUGUGUAGGUUAGAAUUUCGUUCUUUGCGGGUAGUGAUCUGCCACUAUAUAACUAGUAACAGACUAGAUUUAUUAGUAAUAGUUUAACUCUUUACAUCCUUUUCCUUCCGGGCGCUGUGUUGUAACACCAAGGAUACAAGGCAAUUAUGUUUAAUAAGUGCUAAUGGGCUUGCAUUUACUACUUAAAGUGUUUGGUUCUUAUUUAAUUUCAGCCUCAGGUGGCACACGCACAAGAUUAGGAGCCCAUCAGUUGGGAAAGGUCAUAUUUAAAUCUAGCCAACCUCGUCCCCGCUGGGCUGUGGAAACUCUGCAUCUGAGAAGGUGGGAAUUCUGAUGUCCUCUGAGAUAUUCCAACUGAGAAAUCCUGGGAAACUUUAUCUGAUCCUGUAAUUCAUGCUGGGGGCAGUUGGACACUUGGAAGAUUUGGCCGUUUGUUCCCAAGUGGGGAGGACAGCGUGAAGGAAGGUGAGAGUUUGCUUCUCAUGUUCUUAGGGAUUCAUUCAUUUUGGUAUAAUACCACGCCUUUUUCCGGAAAAAUAAUAAAUAACCAUUUCGAUCAAGAAAGUUGCUUGUCUGCAAACAAUAUGUCUGGGAAUGUUUCACUGUUGAGGACGAAAAACGGGGGUGCAAGAACGUGCUCCCCGGCUCACGUAGUAGGUGUGUCGACGGAUGAUUCGAGGGCAGAGAACUGAGCACUGAAUGGCAUUGGUCUGGCUUGGGUGGAUUUUCACAAAUGACAUCAAAUUGAGCUGAUAGUCACUAAGAAUCUCUCUCAUGGGGGAGCAACUGGUUCAGGAUUUCUCUUCUAAACCUAAAGCUUUUCAUUUCCUAACAAUAUUUAUAGCUCUCCAAAAUAUUGCACAAAAACAAAAAUAGCAUAUAAUCAUUCCCAUAAUUGCCAAAUUUUGUACUGAUAUUUUUUGACUAGCUGAAAAUAACUAAAACCGUAAAACGAAACAACGCUCAUAAAUAGGUCCAAAUUUAUUUCAUUUCCAUCUUUUUCAUACCUGAAUAGCUGAAAAUUUAACUAAAACCGUAACAACAAAACAACGCUCAUAAAUAGGUCCAAAUUUUAUUUUAUUUUCAUCUUUUUCCUGCGUCAGAUUAUAACAAAUUUAUCAAACUAAGUUUCGGUUACAUCAACAUCUGGUUUUUUUACCUAUUGUUUUUUGGUCAACUGAAAACAAUGGGCAAACAAACAUGGCUGUUGAUGUUAGACUAAUAAUAUCAGCUUUAGAUACUAAACCAUUUUCGAAAUAAGGAAAUACUUGAUUAAUCAGACAGCUGUGGUAAUCUGCUCUAGAUCCUUAUUUUUAAGAAGGACAUAGAAUAGAUUUCCUUGGGCUGUGUGAAAAAUCAGGUUAACUUGACCUAAAUUUCGGAUAGCCUUAAGUAAACAGCUAGAAUAAACAUUUUUGCUAAGUCUUAACUUUUCACGCUGUAGGGCACCUUCUCGGUGGUGACUUCAAUUGAUGCUUCAAAUUUGGGUUUCGGAUAUAGGCCUGGAACCAUAUAGUUAAGAUCAUUUUGUUAUAUUAAAAAUUAUAUAUUUGGCUAGUUCCAGUCAUUUAUCGGAAUCCCGAUUUGAAGUAUCCAUUCCAGUCACGACCGUAUUUCCACGCUAUUUGGGCUAUUGUCACGAUCGUCACGCAGUGCUGGUACAGUCGGCUAACGUGACCAUCGUGACUAAAGCUUCGAAUCUCGUGGGAACUUAAAGACAGGACAGUUUAAAUAAUUAUUAAGCAGAAAAACAUAAAGAUUUAAAGACUUGCUAUCAAAUCCAAAUUUGUUUAAGGAACUGAAACAUUAAAUUUUACUAGCAUCACAUUUCUUUCGCACUAAUUUCUUAAGGUAGAAAUAAACCUUUAUUUCAAUGCGAGAAUUAAUCGAAUUAUUUCUACGGAAAGCAAAACAAGCAAAAUUUUAAAUCAUCUGCAAGAUCGCUUUAAUCCCUUUAGCUUGGCGAAAUUUGACGGCGAACCUACGAGGCACUUAUUUAAACGAAUUCAACAUUAGAUUAUAAGGGCAACCAAUUUUAAGAUAUAAAACGAAAUAUUUAAAGCACAAUUUACGCGGCACUGUAGCAGUACUGCGUAAAUUGUGCUUCUUAAUCUUUCGCUUUAUGACUUUCAGAUAAUUUCGACUCUUUAGAAUAACCUCAAUAAUAAACGACGCGUAAACAAUCCACGUAAUUUUCACUUUCAAAUUUCCUUUAAUGUAGGUCUAAACACUAAAUACUAAACAAUAACUAGGACGAGAGAAAUCCAGUAUCAGUAGCUUCGCAGAGGAGAGAUUAUUUUUGACUUGUGCUUUUUGGUGAAGUUUGUGGGAUGAAGGUCGGUCAGACCAUCGCGAUUCUUUGUUCAAUUUUCUGGGCAUCGAUGACGGAGACCCACUGAAGACUGAGUUUCACUGUCUUGCACCCUCUUUUUUCUUGUCCACGACUCUGGAUAUUUUUCACGAUAUAUUGACUUUGCAGACACGCACUUUCAAACCAAAAUUAUAGUUUUCACUACAAAUUGUUUUGGCUAAUUUUAAUUCAGAAUUAAUGUGGUGUGGUAUUGUGACAAAGUUGAGUGAUACCCUGAGGGCAUGAGGAGCAAACUCUCACUUUCCUUCACGCUGCCCUCUCCACUUGGGGACAAACGGCCAAAUUUUCUAAGUGUCCAACUGCCCCCAGCUUGAAUGGAGGGAUCAGAUAAAAUAGACCAGGAUUUUAAAGUUGGAAUAUCAAAUGCGGACAGAACAAUGAACACCGACUCGGAGCGGAGUGGAAGCAGUCCGGCAGGGACGGCGGAGGCUAGAUUACUUUUUUUUUUGUAUUUUUUUAUUGUAAAUACAAGGACAACAGAGACAAGCUUUAUUCGUUCAAUAAAAUACUGUUAUCUUCAGUACCUGUGCUGUUUACUUUGUAAUCCAACUACUUGAGUGAACCAGAUAACCCCCCUUAAGGCUCAGACACAGUAAAACAUUACGCGCAGUAAAGGNACAAAUUGUUUUGGCUAAUUUUAAUUCAGAAUUAAUGUGGUGUGGUAUUGUGACAAAGUUGAGUGAUACCCUGAGGGCAUGAGGAGCAAACUCUCACUUUCCUUCACGCUGCCCUCUCCACUUGGGGACAAACGGCCAAAUUUUCUAAGUGUCCAACUGCCCCCAGCUUGAAUGGAGGGAUCAGAUAAAAUAGACCAGGAUUUUAAAGUUGGAAUAUCAAAUGCGGACAGAACAAUGAACACCGACUCGGAGCGGAGUGGAAGCAGUCCGGCAGGGACGGCGGAGGCUAGAUUACUUUUUUUUUUGUAUUUUUUUAUUGUAAAUACAAGGACAACAGAGACAAGCUUUAUUCGUUCAAUAAAAUACUGUUAUCUUCAGUACCUGUGCUGUUUACUUUGUAAUCCAACUACUUGAGUGAACCAGAUAACCCCCCUUAAGGCUCAGACACAGUAAAACAUUACGCGCAGUAAAGGCUGGUUUUUACCAACGACAUGAACACAAGCGUCAGUUUAGUAAAGACAUCAACAACAAAAGCAUAAGCACAACUUUAGGAAAACCACGCACUUAUUAUAACUCUUCUUCCGCGCUACGAAUUCAACACAACAUAAGCACCAGCAAGAUAAACUAAAACAAAGUUUGUUUUGUUGUGCUCAGCUCGUGUUGUGUUAAUCCUUUACGACGAGAAAACAAGAAUAAGUUCGUAUGUUCACCAAUUCUUUGUGCUCAUACCUUCAGUUUUGUAUUUUAAAAAACUUCAGUUGUUGAUGACCUCACUAAACUUAAGCCCGUGGUACGCCGCUAUUAAAAUCCAGCUUUAAAAUUACACUGUGUUUCCACCCCUAAAAACCUUGUCCGAAAUUUUCAAAAGCAAAAAUUAAUACUGUGAUGUGAUAUGAUGUGAUGAUGUGAUGUAGAAACACAGUGCAAAGUUACUGCGCGAAAUGUUUCACUGUUUUGUCCGAGCCUAAAAAUUAGCCAAGUUCUGCUUCACAUACUAUAAAGCUUUAAGCAAUCAAGAAAGUGACGGCAGCAAGAUCGGCACUUGAAAAAAUAAUUAGCAGUUAUGCGAACUUCAGUUGUUGUUUAAAUUUUCUGAGCAUUUUAACUGAUUUACCUAUUAAUUUGAACUUCGUAAGCGCGCGUUUUGAAUUUGAUAUUUCAUCGCUAAAUGUUUGUGUUUCGUCUCAAAACCUUGAAUUUUUUAUCAUUACUUUUCUUGUUGUUUUGCAUACAAAAGCGAAUAAACUUGCAAAAAAGUGAAGGCGAGCGAGCUGGGAAAGCCUUCUGUUACUGUUUAAAUUUUCUCAGCAUUUUAAAUUUACCUAUUAAUUUGAACUUUGUACGCGCGCGUUUUGAAUUUGAUAUUUCAUGGCUAACUUCCGUCUCAAAACCUUGAUUUUUUUGAUUAUUACUUUUCUUGUUUUGCAUACAAAAGCGAAUAAAUGUGCAAAAACAACGAAGGUGAGCGUGCUAGGAAAGCUAAGCCUUCUGUUAUUGUUUUUUAAAAUUUUCUCAACACUUUAAAUUUACCUAUUAAUUUGAACUUUGUACGCGCGCGUUUUGAAUUUGAUCUUUCACGGCUAAAUGUUUGUGUUUCGUCUCAAAACCUUCAAUUUUUGAUUACUUUUGUUGUUGUUUUGCGUACAAAUACCAAUAAAUGUACAGAAGAAUUAAAGCGAGCGUGCAUGUGAAGCCUUCUGUCAAGUGCCAUUGUUGCUGCCUUGUCGUUGUGAUUGCUUGAGCUCCAAAAGUUGGGAAAACAUAAAAAAAUAAACUUCAGACUUUUUCUGUGAGCGGUUUGUUUCUCAUUAAACGCCAUCCCAUGAAAUACAUGCACAUAGAAAAAAACCUAACAAAAAACCUUUACUAUUUCCUUCAUCGGAUGUCAAACGUGCGUAUGAUCUUCUUCGCGGUCGUUUUUUGGCUUCACGAAUUUACGUGACGAGCCUAAAUAACGGCCGAAAAAAGACUCCGAGUUUGAUACGAGUUGAUUUUAAUCAGAAUUUCAAUUUAGACAUGUAUUUAUGGAUUGCAGUUAUUGUAAAACAAACCGCUUAUCUGAAGGCCUUUAGGUUACUAUGAACUUUCAGUCCCAAGUUUUAACAUGUUAUUUUCUUUACUAAAUGCUGCGGAUUUUCUUUACCAUCACUUCUGAGAAUUUGUCAGUUGAUCAAGACAAAGCCUCCCCACUCAUCAUAAUUAUGUUUAUUUUCAACACCCUUCUACUUGGUAAUUUACUCAAAGAAGUAAAGAGAAAUAACAUGCUGAUCACUCUGGAACUGAAAAAGACGAGUGCAAGUUUUCAAAAUCUCCCCACUUUAAUUUGCGUCCUCAGAUUACUCAAGGUUCCAUGCACAUUCUUGUUGGGAAAUUGUACCACUGUCAAGCGCAAGUAACACUGCAGCAGAAAUUUUGGCAACGUUCGUUUUACAUGUGGUUGUGUUUCAAAAUUAAUUUAUUUUUCAUUUUGAUGGUUGUCAGAAGUACAGCCAAACCACUUUCAUAGAGUCAUGGUCAAAGCUCUAACUGUUUUGUUCUAAGGUUUUAGAUGACCACCUUUCAAAUUCGCAGUUAAUCAAAAUGUGCAAAUUGAAAUUCCAGUUCAACCACGCCAAAUGCAACUUUUUAUCUACGGAAACUGUUUAGCGUGAAGAUUUUCUGUUACAAGAAACAAAAAAGAACCGGACAAACACCAACACCCCAGCUUAAAGUGAAACUGAAAACUGAAAUUGAAUUUUAGAAUUUUGAAUCUUUCCUUUCGUUAACUGAAAAAUAACCCUCAAGAAUAGGAAGAUUAGUUGCUGCAGUGAUGAAUGUUAGGUAAACAAGCUCAAAAACAAGACAGCAGAUUAAUUUGAUGACUGCAGUUUGGCGUAAGAACAAACACUCCUCUUCUACCACCCCCCACCCGCCCCCCAACCCCACCCCCACCACCCACCCACCACACCACCCCACCACCCACACCCCCCAUACGCACCACCCAAAAGAAAGCCAAAAACAAGACACCAAUUAUUUUUGUUGUCACAAUGUUGGGGGCAACUAAAACCCCCCUCUUCCCCCCCCCCCCCCCCCCCCCCCCCCCCCCCCCCCCCCAUAAAACAAAGUCUUAAGGAAGGACUGUUCAAUUUCAUAGUGAAGAUGCUGUACUGCAGAGUUCAGGCUGAUGAUUUGAUUGGUUGUAUAAUUAUUAUAAUGUUUAAAAUACUUAACAGCCAGCAAGAAGCAGUGCAUCAUCAUUAUGAAAUGUAUUCAGUCAUUCCUCAGACUUUAUUGCAUGCUGGGGAAUCGCCUUUUUUCAGAGAAGUUGAGGAUGAGCAAGAGAGAUUUCAAAAACAAUGCACUCGACAAGCUCACAGAAAACAAAUCUAUGAGUCAGCACAGAUAUGCAAUCUACCGACUACACCAUAUCAAAAACCAAACAAAAAUAAUGCAACUGUGAAUUGUCCAGACAAGCUGCGAGUUCAGUUCAAUAGUCAGUCAGCAUAUUAAGUCAGAAUAAAACCUAGAGGCAGUCUCUCUUCUAGAACACAAGUCAGCCAGCAACAACCUGAUUUCUGUAAUUGGUUUUAAUAUGGGAAAUAGGGUUUUUAAAUUAAUUGAUCACGUGAUCAACAUUCCGUAAACACACACAAAAAAUCAUUUUAGAAUACUUAUUUUGGAACAAACUCAAAGAAAAUAUAAAAAUUAUGUAAUUUGAACAUUUUCAGCUGUAUAUCUCAGAAGAAGCGAUUACAACGGCCCCGAAAGUAAGAAGAAUUUGUACUCAGUCAACUGUGGGAUGAACCAGUUAGGUGGCUGCAUGAACACAGUUUCUCUGGAACUGCUUUAGCCAUUUUACUGGUCAUGAAGAGAUAGGCAGCCGAUAAGCCCUUUUAUUAAAAAUUGCAAGCAAAAAUAGAAAAAUGCCCAAACGUUGUCACUGGAAAUUGAUUCUGCUUUCACCGAUCACUUUUGACAUAAAGAUUAUUUACUGGACGAUCUCCGCACGCGGAAAAGUGUUGAACAUGAGCGUACUUAGGGAGAAAUGUAAGAGCGCUUGUUCUCUUGACUUUCAUAUAGGCAAUGUAAACAAAUCACAACAUCAAAAAUCCACAAGUUAGUCAAGUAUUUUAUCAGUCAGAGGCACAGCUAUUGAAGCAAUUAGUCAAUGAAUACAUGUAAGUCGCAAUCAGUCAAUCAACACAUGUAAGUCACUGUUAGCCCAGUAUUACAUCAGUCAAUCACACAGCUGCUGCUGAUGUAAUCAGUCAAUCAAUACAUGUAAGUCACAGUCAGUUAGUCCAGUAUUACAUCAGUCAAACACACAGCUGAUGCUGAAGCACUCAAUCAAUCAAUACAAUUUGUAAGUCACAGUCAGUUAGUCCAGUAUUAUAUCAGUCAAACACACAGCUGAUGCUGAAGCACUCAAUCAAUCAAUACAUGUAAGUCACUCUCAGUUAGUCCAGUAUUAUAUCAGUCAGACACUCAGCUGCUGCUGAGGCAACCAGUCAAUAAAUACACGUAAGUCACUGUCAGGUAGUCCAGUAUUACAUCAGUCAAACACAGAGCUGCUGCUGAGGCAACCAGUCAAUAAAAACAUGUAAGUCACUGUCAGUUAGUCCAGUAUUAUAUCAUUCAGACACAGCUGCUGUUGAAGCAACCAGUCAAUCAACAAAUGUAAAUCACUGUCAGUUAGUCCAGUAUUAUAUCAGUCAAUCACACAGCUGCUGCUGAGGGAAUCAGUCAAUCAACAAAUGUAUGUCACUGUCAGUUAGUCCAGUAUUAUAUCAGUCAGACACACAGCUGCUGUUGAGGGAACCAGUCAAUCAAUACAUGUAAGUCACUGUCAGUUAGUCCAGUAUUACAUCAGUCAAACACACAGCUGCUGCUGAGGUAAUCAGUCAAUCAAUACAUGUAAGUCACUGUCAGUUAGUCCAGUAUUACAUCAGUCAGAUACACAGCUGCUGCUACUGAGGCAACCAGUCAAUCAAUACAUUUAAGUCACUGUCAGUUAGUCCAGAAUUAUAUCAGUCAGACACACAGCUGCUGUUGAGGCAACCAGUCAAUCAAUACAUGUAAGUCACAGUCAGUUAGUCCAGUAUUACAUCAGUCAAACACACAGCUGAUGCUGAAGCACUCAAUCAAUCAAUACAUGUAAGUCACUGUCAGUUAGUCCAGUAUUAUAUCAGUCAGACACACAGCUACUGCUGAGGCAACCAGUCAAUCAAUACAUGUAAGUCACAGUCAGUUAGUCCAGUAUUACAUCAGUCAAACACAGAGCUGAUGCUGAGGCAAUCAGUCAAUCAAUACAUGUAAGUCACUGUCAGUUAGUCAACAGCUUCUGAGGCAGUUACAUUAUACUAGCCAUUGAGAAACACAGUCAAUCCAGCAAAAAAAUUCUUCCUUUGAAAUGAAGAGAACACCACAUUGUCAAUCUACCAAUAACGUCAAUAAUUUUGAUAGUUCCUUAGUCAUUCAGACAGCAGCUAUGUACAUGUAAGUUGUCAGUCAAUCACUGAGUCACUAAAACAUUCCACCAAGUCAGUUAGACAAUUAGCAGCUUCUGAGACAGUUAGCCAGCCAUUGAGAAACACUGAAUCAGUCCAAUAAAAAUAAUAAUAAUAAUUUGCAUUUACAAUGGUCAAUAGAUUAUAAUUUCCAUCAGUGAGCACGCCUCAGUUAUUAAUUGGUCCAUCACCUGGGGUCAAUUUAAAGGUUGCUGUGAAAGUUAUUCUGUCAGACAGGCAAUAAUUUCUUGACCUCAAAACCAUUCAAUCAGUUUUACUUUAAAGGGUAGCAUGUACUGUAGAUUGCAUAUCCAUACUAGUACCAGUUUGGUCAUAAUAAUUAUGUUCAGCAGAACUUGGCUUUGAUUAAAUAAAAAAAACUGUGACACGGUUGAACAAAGUAGAUUAAUGCUAAUCCAGGAGAAAACUAACAGCAACCAUGAAGAUUUUUGCAUUAGUUAACACUUCACCAACAAUUGUACGUAACCUGGAAUUUAGUAGUCAAAAUAUUAAUGCGAAAUAGAGGUGUUUCUGCUGCACUGAUAGUGCAAUUUUGUGCUAAUAUGUCUAUAAAUUUAAUUAAAACAGGAAAAAGGAUAGAAUAAACUUAUUUAGGUGCUCUUAUUUAAGUGCCAAAUUUAAUCAGAUUAAGUCACUGUUAUUCAUGAUCAAUGACUUGGGUUGAAAUGCUAGUUGCCGGCUGAAUUGCCAAGAGUACAGACCGCUGAGUCCUGACUGUUAAGGAAAACACUCCACAUGAUGAUCAUAAUCUUUAACCAUUUUACUUUGGAAACUUUUGUAUAAUAAUCUCCAAUCCUGGGUUCAAACAAUUUGAAUUAUCAUACGUCAAAUCAAAAUGUGGUACAAAAUUAAUGUUGAGCAAGCUGUAAUAAUCAUUUUGAUCUAUUGUUUAGCAUGGAAUUCUCUUUUUUGUAUUUUGGUUUGCUUGCAAAAAGUGAAUUAAUUUGUCUGCUUUAUUGGAAACAGAAAGAUUGAUGAACUUCUACAUGUAGUUCCAGUUGCUGUGGUACACUUGAUGGUGAAGUAAUAAAAUAAUUAUCGUAAAAAGAAAGAACUAGGUACAGCUUUCCCUGGAUUAGCUUAACGAUACUUUGACCAAACACAGGUUACAGUUCAGCUUAUCUGGUUCACUCAAGAGCUGGAUUACAAAGUAAAAUGUACAGCACUUACAGUACUGAAGAUAAGCUCUAACUCAAUUUGGGCUGCUCAUGAAGUCUUGAUACAUUCUGGGGCAUCUGAUCUGGAAAGAAAAGUUCAAAAUAAUUAUGUUACAGCUCAUUAAUUAAUUUUACUGAUUAUAAAUGUCCAAAACAGACCUAAUUCCAGCAUAUAUAAUUUAUUAGCAGCCACAUUUGAAUAUAGCAUCUUGAUGAUCUGAUUAAUGAAGCACACUCCUGUUCAGCCAUAAGAGGGAGCUUUAGCAUCGACAACAGCAAUGGCAGCGAAAACGUCACAUUAUUUUAAAAUCAGGGUUCAUACUGGAUUUGGAUCCAAAAAUCAAGACUUUCUCCAGACUUUUUUCCAAAACAGCAGUUUUUUUUACGAGACUCAAGGUUGUCAAAAUAGGUGAUCGAUAGAGACCCUAAAAAAGGCAGGAACCAAGCUUUUUUCACGAGGGGGUACAAACUUAGCUGCAAUAUUGAAAAAAGAUUUCACCAACACAAAACAAAUUUCACUUAAAAGCACCUGUUGUAGCUUAGCUUAAAAGACAAAAUGAAAUAAGAUAAGAAAAAAAAACUUUUACAUGACUUUAUUCCUUUUUUUCUCAGACUUUUUCCAGGGCUGGAAAAUUGCUCAGCAAAUUUCAAGACUUUCAAUAAUUCAAGAAUCUGUACGAACCCUAAAAAUGACUUUGCAUUUUUCCAAACUUUGGCACAUUUAUUCCUUUUUGAUGAGAAGGUCAAAUGUAGGUGAAUUUCCCUGGAGUUGAUUUCUCGGGGACACUCAGAAAGAAAAAUUUGUUCUUGCUUAUUUAUUUCCUCCAUAACACAUGAAAUUAGGCAUUUUCAUGUCAUAGUCAUGCAGAGACUUAUCAAAACAGUGUACUCAUCAAAACCUAUUGCUUUUUUGACAUUCUCAAUGCGUGGUCGUCUUCAUUGCUAAAGCUCCCUGUUAACUGGAAAAAAAGUGUCCCUUUCCUUUCUCAAGGCAUAUCUCAAGCUUGAAUAUCAGGGAGGUUUCUCCUUCAAAGAUGUUCAAUAUAACUGUAACAAAAAUCAGAAACUUUGAAAAAGUAAAAUGUACUGCACUUACCAUACUGAAGAUAAUCUCUAACUAAAUCCAGGCUGCUAAAGUCUUGAUCCAAGAUCUUGAUCUGCAGCAUCUGAUCUGGAAAGAAAAGUUGAAAAUGUACUUCAGCUCAUUAAUUCACUGAUCAUUAAUUGACUAAAAUAAUAACAAUUUCCAGAACAGACCAAUUAAUUCUAGUAUACCAUACUUGCAUAAAUAAUUAUUAGCAGCCACACUUGAAUAAGCACCUUGGCCUGAUUACUAUAAAUGAUCCGACAAGCGCCUGGUGCAUUUUUUUAAUUUGAGGGGCGUAUAAUAUAAGAUGAGCAUUAGAAUGGGAGAGGCAUUCAAUACCAUAACUAACCAUCUCAAAAAAACUGUUAUGCCUUUAAUUUCUCAAAAAUAUCACUUAAUACAAUGAGGCCCUCUAGACAUUUGCUUUUUCAAAUCUCAACAUCAUAUCGACAUCAUCAUCGAGAGUGGUAUGUGUUUCCUAGAUAGGGGAACAAAUAUUACUAGUAAUAUUUGUUUCCUAGGUAGGGGAACACAUCACUAGUGAUAUGUGUUUCCUGGGUAGAGAAACACAUAUCACUAAGGAUGUGUGUUCCUGGUAGGGGAAAUUCCAUUACAUAGUUUAUUAGCAGCCACAUUUGAAUAUAGCAUCUUGAUGAUCUGAUUAAGGGAGAAUACUCCCGUUCAGCCAUAAGAGGGAGCUUUAGCAUCGACAACGGCAACGGCAAUGGCAGCGAAAACGUCACAUUAUUUGAAAACCAGGGUUCAUAGUGGAUUUGGAUCCAAAAAUCAAGACUUUUUCCAGACUUUUUUCCAAAACAGCCAUUUUUUUUACCAGACUCAACGUUAUCAAAAUAGGUGAUCGAUAGAGACCUUAAAAAAGGCAGGAACAAAGCUUUUUUCAUGAUGGGCUGCAAACUUAGCUGCGAUAUUGAAAAAAGAUUUCACCAAAACAAAACAAAUUAGCACCUGUUGCAGCGUAGCUUAAAAAAAUAAAAUAACAAAAAAACUCUGACAUGACUUUAUUCCAUUUUUCCAGACUUCACCCCAUUUACCAGACUUUUACCAAGGCUGGAAAAUUGCUCAGCAAAUUUCAAGACUUUCAAUAAUUCAAGAAUCUGUACGAACCCUAAAAAUGACUUUGCAUUUUUUCAAACUCUGGCGCAUUUAUUCCUUUUCAAUGAGAAUGCCAAAUGCAGGGGAAUUUCCCUGGAGUUGAUUUCUUGGGGACAAUACUCAGAAAGAAAAUUUUGUUGUUGCUUAUCUAUUUCCUCCAUGUGGUUUUCACGUCGUAGUCAUGCAGAGACUUAUCAAAACAGUGUACUUAUCAAAACCUAUUGCUUUUUUGACGUUCUCAAUGCGUGGUCAUCUUCAUUGCUAAAGCUUCCUAAUUACUGGAAAAUAAGUGUCCCUUUCCUUUCUUUAGGCAUAUCUCAAGCUUGUAUAUCAGGGAGGUUUUUCCUUCAAAGAUUUUCAAUAUAACUUUAACAAAAAUCAGACACUUUGAAAAAGUAAAAUGUACUGCACUUACUGUACUGAAGAUAAUCUCUAACUAAAUCCAGGCUGCUAAAGUCUUGAUCCAAUCUGUAGCAUUUGAUCUGGAAAGAAAAGUUGAAAAUAUACUUCAGCUCAUUAAUUCACUGAUCAUUAAUUGACUAAAAUAAUAACAAUUUCCAGAACAGACCAAUUAAUUCUAGUAUACCAUACUUGCAUAGAUAAUUAGUAGCAGCCACAUUUGAAUAAGAACCUUGGCCUGAUUACUAUAAAUGACCUGACAAGCGCCUGGUGCAUUUAUUUAAUUUUGGGGGGACGUAUAACAUAAGAUGAGCAGGCAUUAAAAAGAGAGAGGCAUUCAAUACCAUAACUAACCACCUAAACAAAACUCAUAUGCCUUUAAUUUCUCAAAAAUAUCACUUAGUACAAUGAGGCCCCCUAGAGAUUUGCUUUUUUCAAAUCUCAAUGUCACAUCGACAUCAGCAGCAGAGUGGUAUGUGUUUCCUAGAUAGGGGAACAAAUAUGACUAAUAAUAUUUGUUUCCCGGGUAGGGGAACACAUCACUAGUGAUAUGUGUUUCCUCGGUAGAGAAGCUCAUGUCACUAAGGAUGUGUGUCCUGGUAGGGGAAAUUCCAUCAUAUAUAUAGUUUAUUAGCAGCCACAUUUGAAUAUAGCAUCUUGAUGAUCUGAUUAAGGGAGAACACUCCCGUUCAGCCAUAAGAGGGAGCUUUAGCAUCGACAACAGCAAUGGCAGCGAAAACGUCACAUUAUUUUAAAAUCAGGGUUCAUACUGGAUUUGGAUCCAAAAAUCAAGACUUUUUUGAGACUUUUUUCCAAAACAGCAGUUUUUUUACCAGACUCAACGUUAUCAAAAUAGGUGAUCGAUAGAGACCUUAAAAAAGGCAGGAACAAAGCUUUUUUCAUGAUGAGCUGCAAACUUAGGUGCAAUAUUAAAAGAAGAUUUCACCAAAAUAAAACAAAUUUCUCUUAGAAGCACCUGUUGUAGCUUUUAAAAAAAUAAAAUAAAAUAAAAGAAGAAAAAAAACCCCAACAUAACUUUAUUUCAUUUUCCAGACAUUACCUCCAUUUACCAGACUUUUUCCAGGGCUGGAAAACUCAACCAAUUUCAAGACUUUUUCAAUAAUUCAAGAAUCUGUACCAACCCUAAAAAUGACUUUGCAUUUUUUCAAACUCUGGCAUAUUUAUUCCUUUUUGAUGAGAAGGUCAAAUGUAGGUGAAUUUCCCUGGAGUUAAUUUCUUGGGGACAGUACUCAGAAACAAAAAUUUGUUGUUGCUUAUUCAUUUCCUCCAUGUGAUUUUCACGUUGUAGUCAUGCAGUGACUUAUCAAAACAGUGUACUUAUCAAAACCUAUUGCUUUUUUGACGUUCUCAAUGCGUGGUCGUCUUCAUUGCUAAAGCUCCCUAAUUACUGGAAAAUAAGUGUCCUUUCCUUUCUCAAGGCAUAUCUCAAGCUUGUAUAUCAGAGAGGUUUCUCCUUCAAAGAUUUUCAAUAUAACUUUAACAAAAAUCAGACACUUUGAAAAAGUAAAAUGUACUUCACUUACCAUACUGAAGAUAAUCCCUAACUAAAUCCAGGCUGCUUAAGUCUUGAUCCAAUCUGCAGCAUCUGAUCUGGAAAGAAAAGUUGAAAGUUUACUUCAGCUUAUUAAUUUACUGAUCAUUAAUUGACUAAAAUAAUAACAAUUUCCAGAAAAGACCAAUUAAUUCCAGUAUACCAUACUUGCAUAAAUAAUUAUUAGUAGCCACAUUUGAAUAAGCACCUUGGCCUGAUUACUAUGAAUGAUCUGACAUGAUCUGACAAGUGCCUGCUGCAUUUAUUUAAUUUGAGGGGCGUAUAAUAUAAGAUGAGCAUUAGAAAGAGAGAGGCAUUCAAUACCAUAACUAACCAGCCCAACAAAACUCAUAUGCCUUUAAUUUCUCAAAAAUAUCACUUAAUACAAUGAGGCCCUCUAGACAUUUGCUUUUUCAAAUCUCAACAUCAUAUCGACAUCAUCAUCGAGAGUGGUAUGUGUUUCCUAGAUAGGGAAACAAAUAUCACUAGUAAUAUUUGUUUCCCGGGUAGGGGAACACAUCACUAGUGAUAUGUGUUUCCUGGGUAGAGAAACACAUAUCACUAAGGAUGUGUGUUCCUGGUAGGGGAAAUUCCAUUAUAUAUAUAGUUUAUUAGCAGCCACAUUUGAAUAUAGCAUCUUGAUGAUCUGAUUAAGGGAGAACACUCCUGUUCAGCCAUAAGAGGGAGCUUUAGCAUUGACAACGACAACGGCAAUGGCAGCGAAAACGUCACAUUAUUUUAAAAUCAGGGUUCAUAGUGGAUUUGGAUCCAAAAAUCAAGACUUUUUCCAGACUUUUUUCUAAAACAGCAGUUUUUUUUCACCAGACUCAACAUUAUCAAAAUAGGUGAUCGAUAGAGACCUUAAAAAAGGCAGGAACAAAGCUUUUUUCACGAUGGGCUGCAAACUUAGCUGCAAUAUUGAAAAAGGAUUUCACCAAAACAAAACAAAUUUCACUUAAAAGCACCUGUCGUAGCAUAGCUUAAUAAAAUAAAAUAAAAUAAGAAAAAAAACUCUGACAUGACUUUAUUCCAUUUUUCCAGACUUUAACUCCAUUUAACAGACUUUUACCAAGGCUGGAAAAUUGCUUAGCAAAUUUCAAGACUUUCUCAAUAAUUCAAGAAUCUGUACAAACCCUAAAAAUGACUUUGCAUUUUUUCAAACUCUCGCACAUUUAUUCCUUUUCGAUGAGAAGGUCAAAUGUAGGUGAAUUUCCCUGGAGUUGAUUUCUUGGGGACAGUACUCACAAAGAAAACUUUGUUGUUGCUUAUUUAUUUCCUCCAUGUGAUUUUCACGUUGCAGUCAUGCAGUGACUUAUCAAAACAGUGUACUUAUCAAAACCUAUUGCUUUUUUGACGUUCUCAAUGCGUGGCCGUCUUCAUUGCUAAAGCUCCCUAAUUACUGGAAAAUAAGUGUCCUUUCCUUUCUCAAGGCAUAUCUCAAGCGUGUAUAUCAGGGAGGUUUUUCCUUCAAAGAUGUUCAAUAUAACUGUAACAAAAAUCAGCAACUUUGAAAAAGUAAAAUGUACUGCACUUACCAUACUGAAGAUAAUCUCUAACUAAAUCCAGGCUGCUUAAGUCUUGAUCCAAGGGGCAUCUGAUCUGGAAAGAAAAGUUGAAAAUGUACUUCAGCUCAUUAAUUCACUGAUCAUUAAUUGACUAAAAUAAUAACAAUUUCCAGAACAGACCAAUUAAUUCUAGUAUACCAUACUUGCAUUAAACAAUUAUUGGAUGAGGUUGAGCAUGAUAUCAUGAAUUAUCAAAACCGAGGUCUGUGUUACCUGCCGAAGCCGAAGGCUGAGGCAGAUAAUACAGACACGAGGUUUUGAUAAUUCAUGAUAUCAUGAAUGAUAAAUGCAAUAUCUGCAGCAGAUAUUGCAUUUAUCAUGUCAAGUUCACAAGCUAUUGUGAAUUGAUUGAAUGCUCUCGACCAAUCAGAUUUUUCAUUGUGAGUCUGAUGUAUAAUAAAAAUAAUUACUAGCAGCCACAUUUGGAUAAGCACCUUGGCCUGAUUACUAUAAAUGACCUGACAAGCCCCUGGUGCAUUUAUUUAAUUUUGGGGGGUGUAUAACAUAAGAUGAGCAGGCAUUAAAGAGAGAGAGGCAUUCAAUACCAUAACUAACUAGCUCAACAAAAACUCAUAUGCCUUUAAUUUCUCAAAAAUAUCACUUAAUACAAUGAGGCCCUCUAGAGAUUCACUUUUUCAAAUCUCUACACCAUAUCAACAUCAGCAUCGAGAGUGGUAUGUGUUUCCUAGAUAGGGGAACAAAUAUCACUAGUACUAUUUGUUUCCCAGGUAGGGGAACACAUCACUAGUGAUAUGUGUUUCCUGGGUAGAGAAACACAUAUCACUAAGGAUGUGUGUUCCUGGUAGGGGAAAUUCCAUUGUAUAGUUUAUUAGCAACCAUAUUUGAAUAUAGCAUCUUGAUGAUCUGAUUAAGGGAGCACACUCCCAUUUAGCCAUAAGAGGGAGCUUUAGCAUCAAUGACGGCAACAGCAGCGAAAAUCUCAUAUGUUGUCAAAGGACCAAUCUGCACACUCCCCUGGCAGUCACUUGAUCAACUUAUGUGCAAAUAGCUGUAAAUUCAUCAACCAUGGCAGGGGUUUCAAUAAAAAUUGAAGUAGCCAGCAGGUUUGAAUAGAGUAACCGACUGUAUCAACAAGUCCUCCUUUUUUAGGAGGGGAAGGGGGUCUGGGAGAGUUCUGCCCCAGAAAACUUUGAAAUUCCAAAGCCCUAAAAUGCGAUUUUCAGCAUUCUGGGCACUAAAUUUGAGGACGAAAGAGCGAAUUUUUUCAUUGAAGAAAAUGUAGCUUUCAAUUUAUCAGUCACGCAAUCAAUUCCUAGAGGCAAUGGACAAAUGAUGAAAAUGAAAUUACGUACUUUUCCAUGUAAACAAAUUUUGCGUAAACCUAUAAAGAAACUUGUGAAAAAAUGACUGAAAUAUAGCGUUCACAAAACUAAAGCAUAAUGUAAUAUCAGUGGGCCUUUAAGAAAACACAUCAUAAUUACAUCUUCAUUCAGAUGUUAUGAUAUAUUUUUUGUUUACAAUGUUAUUCAAACUAGUUGCUUCUUCUUUCUAGAAAAAAGUAGCCGACCUUUAAUGAGUAAAGUGGCUGAAGUGUUUCGUUGGCAGUCGGUGCUUAUUGAAAUCCCUGCAUGGAAUAAAACCUUCAGUCAACAAUAAAUUCAACGUUGGUAGUGUUGGCAUAAUCUACUAAUUUUUCUGUGAUUUUAGUACUCCUCCAUCCUACUUCAGGUUACUCUGAAAUACACUUCUACUUUGAAAUACACUCUGAGAAGGCUGAGAUACAUGUGAGUUGGAUUAUUAACCGAUAGAAUAAAUAAUAAAUUGGAAAAAAGUAAUUUAAUUAGUGAGCAUGCAAUGAACCAUGAACCUGUCCCUAUAAAAAAGUCAGGAACAAAGAUUUUUUCAUGAUGUGCUGCAAACAUAGGGGCGAGAUUGAAUAAGAUUUGCAUGAAACAAAUUUCACUUAUAAAACACUUGUUGUAUAUGUAGCUUACAUGGGCCUUUGUUUGUUCUGCUCUACAUCAAUAAUAAUAAUAAUAAUUUAAUAUUUAUAUUGUGCAAAAUACAUGUAUACAUGUAAAUAUGAUCAAAUGCGCAUUACAUGAAAGUAAAUUAUCGACAUUAAUAACUUAUCCAAAAUAACUAAAAGUCUUGUAUAAAAAACAAUGGAUCUAUAAAAAUAUAAUAUAUACAUAAUACUAAAAAAUCCUAAUAAAAAGCUAAUCUAAAAAAAUGGGUCUUAAGUAAACCUUUAAACCUAUGAAAAUUGGACUCAUUUCGUAUUUGUGAUGGUAAUCCAUUCCACAGUUUAGGUGCCGCAGCUAAAAAAAGCACGCUCCCCCACGGCUUUUUAGUUAAAGUUCUUGGCGUUUGAAGCAUGAUUCCCAUUGCACACGAUCUUAAAUUGUAUCUCUUUUCCUCCCUUUUGCUAAUGAGUUCUUGUAGAUAUACCGGAGCUUGUCCAUGGAUCACUUUAAAAGUAAUUAUAAUAAUCUUAAAAUGAAUCCUAAAUUCUACUGGAAGCCAAUGAAGCAUACACAGAAUUAGUGAGAUGUGACAAAACCUUGGAAUCAAAUUAAGUCUUGCUGCGGAAUUCUGGAGCUGUUGUAACUUUGCUAUUUGUUUAGCUGGUAACUCAUACAGAAUACUAUUACAAUAGUCAAUGGGCUCAAUUAUUAGGGCAUGAACAAGUGUCUGGGUUGCUUGGUUACUGAAAUACUUUCUUAUUCGUUUUACAUUUGUAAAUAUGUAGUAAUAGGCUGCUUUACACGUGUUAUUGAUAUUAACUUGAAGACUCAUGUUACUAUCUAUCCAUGUCCCUAAGUUCUUGACCGACUGAACAGGUGACACUUGAGCAUCCCCUACUGCAAGUGAGUCAACAUGAACCUUGGGUAGUUGCUGACGGGUGCCUAGUACUACAAACUCUGUUUUGCCAUCAUUGAUCUUCAGUUUGUCACACAGCAUCCAGGCUCUUAUCUCAUUUACACACCAUUCCAUAGCAGCAAUUGCAUCAUCGGUACUUGAGGCACAGCCAGGUUUAAACGCUAAAUAUAAUCGAGUAUCAUCUGCAUAAGCAUGAACACUAGGCAGGUGUCUCUUGACAACUUCAAACAGUUUACUGGCAUACAGAGUAAACAGUAACGGCCUUAAACAUGACCCUUGAGGGACUCCUUGAUUUAACUGUAGAGAUUCCGAACACUUGCCACUUAGUGAGACAUGCUGAGAAUGUCCCGAUAGGUAUGACGCAAACCACUCCAGUGCUGUACCUCAGAUCCCAAAACUUCUGCUCAGACGAGAUUGUAACACAAUGUUCCACCAUAUCGAAGGCAGCACUCAGAUCCAACAACACAAGCAGAAAAACUUCCUGAUGAUUCAUUACCAUUAAUAUGUCAUUAUAUAUCUUGAGUAAGGCUGUUUCUGUGCUGUGACCUCGUCUAUACGCAGAUUGCAACAAGGGGUAGAGGUCAUGUUCAGAAAGGUGUGCAUGUACCUGAACAAAUACUGCAUGCUCUACCAAUUUCGACACAUAUACAAUGAUAUCAUCAAUACGUCAACAAUAUUACAAUAAUAUUGAUAUCAUUUGCUGAUGAUAUGAACGUUUUUCUCUCUCACAAGGAUAAAGAUUGCUUGACUAAGAAAUACUGAAUGCUGAGCUAAAUAAGUUGUCAAUUUGGUUUAGAGUUAACAGGCUCUCAUUAAACAAAAAAUCCACACAUUUAUUCUAUUUAAACCAUGCCAAAAGCGUACACAUCAAACAAUUCAUCUUUUAACUAAUAGCCAAAAAAUUGAUCAGGUAAAAGAAACAGUUUUGUUGGGAGUAAUCAUGGAUGAAAAUUUAAAUUGGAAAUCUGAAAUCUCACAUCUCGCCAAUAAAGUUUCUAAAUGCAGAGGAAUUAUUCUUAAUUCCAGUUUCUAUUUAUCUACAAAACUUUUACGAACAUUAUAUUUUUCUCUGGUUUAUCCUUACGUUUUUUUACUGCAACUUAGUUGGGCCUCUGCUUACAGAACUAACCUUAUUCGUCUUGAGAUUUUACAGAAACAAGUGAUCAGAACUAUAGCUAAAACUCGUUUUGAUGCACAUACUGAUCCAAUCUUUCAAAAUCUUGGUAUCUUAAAAUUUCAUGAUAAUACUUAGUACAACUAGGCUUGUUAACGUACUCCUAUCAAAACCAUACUCUACCUUUAAAAUUUCAUUGUAAAUUUACCUUACAAAUUCAAAUUUAUUCGUGUAAUACAAGAAACCCUUGUCAAUUUCGUCUGCCUUUCUGUUGUACUCAAAUCAAGCAAUUUUCAGUAUUUUAUCAAGGACCUAAAUUUUAUAACACCUUAAAAACAAACAUCAUCAACUCUUCCUCCCCUUCUUCCUUUAAAAGAGCACUUAAGUCAUUUAUUUGUAAUAAUUAUUAAACAAGUAUACUCUCACAAAAAGUCUUUGUUGAGAAAAAGCUGUUUAAUAUUCAACAUUUCUAAACUUCCUUAAUAUUGACUAUUAUUUUAAUUUUGCAUCUAAUAAUACUUUGUAUCCGUCACCGAAAUUUUUAUGCCAUCUUAGAAAAAUUGUAAUUGAGGAGGCCUAAUUAACAUAAGCUUUAUAGUUUCCUUUAGGUAUCCUUGCCAUUUCUUCCUACCUUUUUUGUAUCUUUCUGUAACUGUAAUUGUGUUAUGUGUGGCAAAUAAAUAGAGGAUAUUACACGGUGGUGUGAAGAUAUGUAUUUUAUUUUCAAGUGGCAAAACAAUUAAAAUGCUUGCUCGCGUCGCUCACUCAUUUUAUAACAAAAACGGUGCUCUUUUAUUUUAAGUAUAGAAGUUCGGUGGCACAUUACAAGAAAAAUAAUAUAUCUGUUUUUCUGUAGCAUAAAAUAAUAGAGGAAAAUGACCGAAAUUACGUCAUCAAUAAACUCACGUGUGAGAUUAUGGAAAAUAAACCACUCGGGUCCCGGAUAUAGUUUUUAUGAAUUUUACGGGUGGUAUGCUUUCCAGUAAAACACUCAUGUCUAUAUAAUAAAAUACAAUACAAAUACAAAAUCAAGACUUUAUACCAUUUUUCCAGACCUUAUCACCAUUUUCCAGGCUUUUUCCAGGUCUGAAAAAUUGCUGGACAAAUUUCAAGGCUUUUUUAAAAAUACAAGACUCUGUACGAACCCUGAAAAUGAAUUACCAUUUUUUAAACUUUGGUACAUUUAUUUCUUUUGAUGAGAAUGCCAAAUGCAAGUGAAUUUCCCUGGAGUUGAUUUCUUGGGGACGGUACUUAGAAAGAAAAAAUUGUUGUUCCUUACUUAUGCCCUCCAUAACACAUAAAACUAGGCAUUUUCAUAGUCAUGGAGUGACUUACCAAAACAUUGUACUUAUCAAAACUUUUUUUUUUUACGUUCUCUUUGCUGUUGUAGCCAUUGUUUGUAAAGCUCCCUAAUUCCCUCUCUUUCUAAAGGCAUACAGCUGUUUCUAUAGCUUGCAUAUCAGGGACGUUUAUCAUAGAUGAUCAAUGUGACUGUCAAAAAGAGACAGAAACUUUGAAAAAGUAAAAUGUACUGCACUUACCAUACUGAAGAUAAUCUCUAACUAAAUCCAGGCUGCUAAAGUCUUGAUCCAAUCUGGGGCAUCUGAUCUGGAAAGAAAAGUUGAAAAUGUACUUCAGCUCAUUAAUUCACUGAUCAUUAAUUGACUAAAAUAAUAACAAUUUCCAGAACAGACCAAUUGAUUCUAGUAUACCAUACUUGCAUAAAUAAUUAUUAGCAGUCACAUUUGAAUAAGCACCUUGGCCUGAUUACUAUAAAUGAUCUGACAAGUGCCUGCUGCAUUUAUUUAAUUUAGGGGGUGUAUAAUAUAAAUGAGCAUUAGAAAGAGAGAGGCAUUCAAUACCAUAACUAACCAGCUCAACAAAACUCAUAUGCCUUAAGUUUCUCAAAAAUAUCACUUAAUACAAUGAGGCCCUCUAGAGAUUCACUCUUUCAAAUCUCAAUGCCAUAUCAAUGUCAGCAUUGAGAGUGGUAUGUGUUUCCUAGAUAGGGAAACAAAUAUCACCAGUAAUGUUUGUUUCCCAGGUAGGGGAACACUAAGAAUAUGUUUUCCUGGGUAGGAGAAACACAUUUCAUUAGAGAUAUGUUUCCCUAACCAGGAAACACACCACUAGUGAUAUGUGUUUCAUGGGCAGGGGGACAUAUAUCCCAAGGGAUACAUGUUUCUUGCGUAGGAGAACUCAUAUCACCAGGGAUAUGUGUUUCUCGCGUAGGGAACACAUUUCACCAGGGAUAUGCGUUUCCCAGUUGAAUAUGUGUUUUUCCAGUGGAACAUAUCACUAGGGAUAUGUGUUUCUUGGGUAGGGAAACACAUUUCACUAGUGGAAUAUGUUUCCUGGGUAGGGAAACAUAUAUCACAAGCGAUAUGUGUAUUCCAGGUAGAUCAGGAACAAAUAUCACUAAGAAUUGCUCCUAAGUUGGGAAAACACAUUCCACUAAAGAUAAUCUGUUAGGGGGAACACAUAUCUAAUGGUGGAACACAUAUUACUGUGAAAUCACAGUGAUAUGUUCCCACAUGAUAUAUGUUCCUCCAAUCUCAUCUACCUAGUGAAAUGUGUUUCCUCUAGUUUAUGUGUUCCCCUACCCGAGAAACACAUAUCACUAGGGAUAUAUGUUUCCCAGGUAGGGGAAUUACACAUAUCACUACUAAUAUGUGUUCCCCUAUGAAAGAACACAUAAUAUUUCUAAUGAUAUGUGCUGCCCUACCCAGGAUACACACAUCCCUAGUGUCACUGUGGUCACUGUUGUUCCUGUUAUCAGUUUUGACACUGUUGCCCCUGUUCUCUCUGUUGUGACUAUUUCCUGGUUGUCCCUUUUGUCCAUGUCAUCCCCGUUGUGUCUGCUGUUCCUGCUCUCACUGUCUUUACUGUUGUCCUUGCUGUCACUGUUGUCCCUCUUGUCCUAGUUGUUGUCCCUGUUAUCAUCACUGUAACUGUUGUCCCUAAUGUGACUGUUGCCACCAUUGUUCCAGUUGUCCUGUUGUCUUUGUUGUCUCUGUUGUUGUGUCACUGUUGUCACUUUUGCUGCUGUUGUCAAUGUUGUUGCUGCUGUCACUGUUGUCCCUGUUGUCACUAUUGUGACUGUUGUCAAUGUUGUGGCUGUUCUCACUGUUGUCAAUAAUAUCGCUGUUGUCAUUGUUGUCGCUGUUGUCACUGCUGUCACUCUUGUCCCUCUUGUCACUGUUGUCGCUCUGGUCAAGGUCAUCACUGUUAUCUCUAUUCUCACUGUUGUCGUUGUUCUCACCGUCGUCACUGUCCUAACUUUACUCCCUGUUGUUACUGUUGUCGCUAUUCUCACUUUUGUCCCUCUUGCCACUGUUCUCACUGUUGUUCCUAUUGUUACUGUUGUCCCUCUUUUCACUGUUUCUGGCUAUUGUCGAUGUUGUCACUCUUGUCCCUGUUAUCACUGUUGACCUUGUCAAUAGGAUUGUGGAAAAUCUUUACCGAUUAUUUCUUCAUCCAAGCUGACCAAUGGGAUUGUACAAAAUCUUUAUCAAUUUUCAAUCGAUUGGCUUCCUCUGAACAACGUUUCAGAACAUGCCAAAUUUGUCUUUUGUCAGCUUCCCACUCGAAGGUUAGGACGGCUUGUUAACCAGCGAAAUCCUUCAGGAUACUGGCAAGUCACGGGAAGUGACCUAGCAGACCUAGGCCAAAUUAUUUCUUUUUAUUUUGGGUUUUCCCCAUCAUGAUUGUUUUGGCUUAUUCUAUUCUGCAAAACGAAACGAAAUGAAACGAAACAUAUGGGGGAGGGAGAAAAAAUGCUUAUUAUCCUAAACACAUUUCAAGACAUUUAAAAUGUGUUUGGAAGUAAUAGUUAUGGAAUUUUACCUGUUUCACAAAGUAGUAAUUUCAAUAGAAUUACUAUUUUGCGAAAUGGCAUUUUUUCACCUUCAUUUAGCAUGAAUGUCCUUUUCGUCUGAAAGAAAUUGUGUCCACCAAUAAAAUGAUUAAUAUUUCGAAGAAUCUGGGCACCACUCAUUUUAGCAAUAUCAGGUCGAUCAAGAGCUAGGUGGUUGGAAAAAAGACCACAAAAAACAAAUAGAAGUCUGGGGCUGAGACCCACGACCAUGAUGGGAUAUGGAAAAUCCCGAUCUUGAAAAGAGUAGUAAAUAGUUACUGUACAGAUUGUACUCGAUUGACAAAUAAAGUUAAAGGAGAGUGAAGACAGCGUAACACAUGGUAACAGGUCAAAUUGAACUAUGCAUAAAACUAAAUCUAACUUCGAUUCUACGACUGCCCAUGCCUUGCAGGCAACACAUUAUUUUCGAAAGAGAUGUAGAGUUGAAUAAAUUCGAACUAACGUGUGAGUGAAGGCUAUGCCACCGCUAAGUGUAUGGUGGUGCCUAUGAACGAUAGUAAAACCAAUUGCGAGCGUCCAUCUGAUUACAGCUAAAUCUUAAUCUGCAUCAGUUUCAGUUACCGCUUCUCUGAUCAUGGUAGUGAGCUUUCUUUGCAUGUCUGAUCCACAACAUUUGUCCUGUAUUCAAGUUUUGGUCAAUUGAAUUUUCAACAAUGCGAAAGGCCGUCUCCCAUGGGUUUUGUAACACGGAUUAAAGAUGGCCUAAACAAUGUAACUUGCUAUGACAUUGGGCCUAUUAACGAUCAGGAGAUGGAGGCUCUUUCGCUUCAUAGGUUCCUCUUUAUACCCUGUUCCUUAUUCCCAGUAAAUAUUCGCAACAACAACAGCAACAAAAAUAAGUUUCAUUUUAGCUUGUGAUAUGGCGGUGAGGUGAGGCACGCAUAUUUAUAUUUCCUAGGUUAUUUAUUUUCUUUGCAAGAUUUAUUUCAAAACAAUAUAGUUCCGUGCAGUAAAAGAAAAAUGGUGCGCAUAGUAAGAUGAUUAUCGAAAUAGUAAAUGCUGCUGAUAAAAUCAAGGGGAAUAAUCUAUCCCAAAAAAAUAGGUAACUGAUUUGAUAAAAAUAACAUCGUACCAUAUGUAACGCAUAAUACAUUCAACAUUAGUUAGUUGACUUUGGUUAACUUUUUGGAGUACUUUAAUCAAAUUACAAAGAACGGGGGCUUGAGGACCGCUAUUUUAAUCCUUAACAAAUUAUAAAUUUCCUUCGAUACUUUUUGAUAAUGAUGUAUUAGCUUUUAAUGGAACGACUUAAAUAAUGAUAAACUUUGUAAAUGUCAGUUAUGUUUACAAAUAUACAUUUUUUAUGACCCGCCAGAAAACACUAAACUUCACUGCGAACCAAAAGUGUCGGAAUAAUACACUUGGUGGACCCAUUUUUUUUCUGACAUUUUGCUAAAUAAAGGUGAAAGUUCUAGUACAGUCAGUAAAAUGAGAGGUGCCCAGAUGGGCGUAUGGAAAAGCCGGAAUCCAGAAUCCGGAACCGGAACCGGAACUUAAAUUGAGACCAGGGUAAGCUGGGAAGCACUGAAACCAGUUCCAAAUACCAGUCUGGGAAUAAAAUUCAAGAUGGCGUCCUCCGUUAUCAUUGUUUUGAGAAAUUUUCAGCACAGUGAUUGUGAUACCAAAGGUAUACUCACAUUCGGAAAGUGACUUGCAAAAAAAAAGGGAAGUGCAUCCUACUGUUAUCCCUAGCAGUCAUAAAGUGUGACUGCAGCUGUAGGUCAAGCAAUUUUCGAGAGAUCGAGACUACAACUAACCAGAAGCCGAUUGACUGCAAAAAACAGCCAUGUUUAAGACCGCUGUGUUAUUCAUUUCCUUCUGUUGAGCCUAAGAUACUCAUUUCUUAAAAGGGCUCCGUGUUUCAUCCAUUGUGAGGGAAAGGCGGCAAAGGGAGGAGUACUCAUGUCAAUCAUGAUCCCAAGUUGCAACGCUCACGCGUAUAUGAAAUUCUCAACGAAAAAUUUUGCGCCGUACACAAAAAAUGCGACAGUAAAAAAUAUAAUAACAAUAAAUAAAUAUAAUGUGGGGAUGAAAAGUCUUGAUCGAGUAAAAAUUGUUAGUGACACUCUUAAGACAGAAACGUCUCCAAGUUUUAUUUCUUAGGUUCGGGUUCCGGUUCCGGUUCCGUUUCCGUUUCCGGCUCCGGUUCCGGAUUUCGGCUUUUCCAUACGCCCUGCCCAGAUUCUUCGAAAUGUUAAUCAUCUUAUUGGUGGACACAAUUUCUCUCGGACGAAAACACAUAUUUGCUAAAUGAAGGUGAAAAAACGCCAUUACGCAAAAUAGUCAUUCUAGUGAAAUUACUACUUCGCGGGUAAAAAUCCGUCAUUUUUCGUCAACUAUUACUUCCAAACACAUUUUAAAUGUUGUCCUUGAACUGUUUUUAGGAUAAUAAGCAUUUUCUUUCUCUCCCCCAUAUAUUUCGUUUCGUUUCGUUUGGUUUCGCAGAAUAGAAUAAGCCGAUUCUUUUUAAGUUAGGUCUAGCUUUUUCUUAAGGUUUUAGUAGCGUCUGGUUACAGGGACGGGAUUUCGCAUAGAUUUUUCUGGUCGGAGUUCGCCAGUUUUUGCCGAACAGAGCUAGAGUUCAGUUUUUUCUUUUCUUAUCGAAAACACCUUGACGAUGGGAGGUUAAAUCGAGUAAAUUUCAACUCGUACCCUUGACGAUUGCCGGUGAAAUCGCGAAAAUAUUGUCCUGGUUGAUCGAUGACUCGCUUUCGACAUGAAUUCGACUUUUGGAUGGGACACGGAUCCGGACCUUAGUGAACUUAUUAUACCUGUGAAUCACAGAUAACCGUUGGAACUUUUUUAACUUUGAGACCUCGGAAACACAUUGCAAUUUAAUGUUUAAUCGGAUCAAGAGCUUCUUGGAAUAUUAACUUUCAUCUCGGAUUAAAACAUUGGAACUUUAUUUAAAACUAUAUCUUUCCGAUUUCCUUUAUUUUGCUAAAUUCAGAUAGAACUCAGUAAUGCGUCCGUAGACCAAUGCAUUCCACGGGAACGACUUUAGGCGUCUUUUUAUCUGUAAAAUCCAAAAUACAUGUAAAAGGAAGCUUGUGCAACUAAAUGUUAAAUACGCGACGGUGUGUAAACACAGUCUCAAGGCGCUUCUCGUUGCUUUCGAAUUUUACUCGCCGAUAUUUUUUCGAUGGCCUGUUUGUGAAUGUCCAUCGGCAUUAUCGCAGUUGUUUAUCGGUGUCUACAAUCUGAGGGUGUUUUUUUUCGCUGGCAACUUGCUUUGUAAUUUGACCUGUUUACUAGAAUUGCUGUUUUUGCGAUAUGCGAUAGCAACUCCCUUUGAUAUUUCGCCCUCUAUUUUUUAUGAGACGUGAUUGCGUACAUUAAAGUUUCGAAAACUUCAGAAACGUCCAGGAGCUUUGAAAACAAUGUUUUGUCUCGUGCAAUACAAUCCGCUUUUGAAUAUAACAUCGUGCAAGUUGCAGUCACGUCCUAGGCAACAGAAAAAGUUCACGUGUAUCAUGUUCCACCGCGGAAGAGACAAGAGAGACUUACGAGAGAUUAUCUCAAAGGCCCCAAACUUUAAUGAACGCGCUUAAUUUCCUAGUAGAAUUAAAACCUUUGUUUCACGAAAGUUUUCAAGGAUCACGAAAGCAAUUUCAGAGCAAAAGAUUAGUCAUGUUACGGACGGACGUGUAUGUUACAGCUGAUCUUUAUCAAACCAAGCGACAGGGUAAGCCCAGAAUCGUUUGACGUUACAAAAUAAACAUGCUGUUGCUUGUACGGGGGAGGGGGGGAGAACCCCCAUAUGAAAGGGGUGGGGGUGUUCGCCGUCUCGCUUAGGAGUGUAAAUUUCGGAUUUUGGUCUCACUUAGGGUGUUCUGAGCAAAACGUCAUUUUAUUAAGGAGUAAAGGUCUCUUUUAGGGUUGCACGCGAAGAUAUAUAUUUGAUAGUCAGUUCCUGUUAUUUAUUCAAUUCAUGUAAUAAAAUUUUUCUGUAAGAUCAAUAACUAAAGAACAUUGUAACAAAAUGGUCUCUUUCAGGGGUCAAAAAAAGGUUGGCCCACGCCUAGGUUGGUCUCCUUUAGGGGUUUUUCAAAAUUUCCGACGAGCAUCCCCGCCCCUUUCACAUGUGAGCCCCUCGGGUAAAAAAUAUACAUAUUGCGUGACACUGCGUUACAUCUCUUGCAGCGUGACACGUCACAAAAAAAAGCAAAAACCCUGUCAGGGAGGCAGCUCUGGUGGCCAUUUUUUUCCCGUUUAACCUCUGGGACAGAGGUAACCGUUUAACCUCUGGUGCCGAGGUUCCCAUUUAACCUCUGGGACCGAGUUAAUAGUUCGAGCACCUCCCUGCACUUGCUGGGCCGGAGUUUGGUGACCGUCAGCAAGCUCGACAGCCCCCCCCGGUAAGUUGGAUCCGCACGGAUUAGUCAAGCAGGCUUCAGAGAGUUGGCCAUCUCUCACCGCCCUAUAACCCCACCGGAAAUAAUCAACCUAACUUUGCCUUAGAAAAUCUACCUAUAUAUUUAGAUCGAAAAUUCAUUUCGCUCAGUUAUGGUACGGCUCUUCACAGACGCAUGCGCUUUUGGUCCCCCAAAAUUGUGUGGACUUUUCGUUGAUUCAUACACAACAUCCCCAUUCACUCAGGUUAUCAUUUGUAAAAGUUGUUUUUCUUCAAAAUCUCGGCUGGCCCAGCUAUCCACGAACUCCUGUUACGAAAACAGUAGGAUGACUGGUAUUACUAGGAUGAGUGGGACAACUAGAAUGACUAGGGUUACUGGAAGGACUUAGAUGAAUUGGACGAAUAGGGUGACUGGGACAACUGGGAUGACUACUAAGGAUGACUUGGAUGACUAGGAUGACUUGUAUGAAUAGACCCAUUGGUAAUGUUAUAUUAAAAGUCACACUUGGCUCCGAGGCUUGGUGGAAUAAAACAAAAGAAAUCAUCUUGAGGCUCAGCAAUGAAUAACACAUUUCUUUUGUUUUAUUCCCCCGAGCCUCGGAGCCAAGUAUGAAUUUUAAUAUAGAAAAGGGUCUAUUGGAUGGCUAGGAUGACUGUGAGGAAUGGCAUAAGUGGGAUGACAAGGAUGACUUAGAUGACUGGGAUGACCAGAAUGGCUGGUAUGAAUUGGAUGGCUAGGAUAACUGGGAUGACUGUGAUGAAUGGGAUUACUGUGGUGACAAGGAUGACUGGGAUGCAGUAGAUGAAAUUGGGAACAAUUAUGCAAAUAUGGAGCGCUUUUGUUAGUUUAAAACAAUUUGUUAAACAAGAUAGUAGCUUGCUGGUGUAAUAAAUGACAACCAAUUUUACAACUUUCUGAUUAUGUCAUUUUAUAUACAGUUUGAGAGUGCUUUGAAAACACUUUUAGUACCGUGCAAUACAAUCUGCUCGCCUAAUUUUUCAUCAUGGUAGCUGCAGUCACGUGCUACGCAACAAGUAGUUCACGCGUAUCAUGUUCGCGGAAAAAUUAGCAGGCCCAUUUAAGGAGAGAUUUCCUGAAACUUUAAAGAACGCACUAAAUUUCCGAGUAGAAUUAAAACCAUUGUUCCUCACAAGUUUUCAAGGAUCACGAACGCAAUUUCAGAGCAAAAUAUUGGUCAUGUUACGGACGGACGUGUAUGUUACAGCUGAUCUUUAUCAAUUUAAGCGGCCGGAUAAGCCCAGAAUCGUUGGACGUUACAAAAUAAACAUGCUCUUGCUUGUACGCGAGUAUGCACUGUUUGUAUUCAUUUGGAGCAGGCACUUCAAACUUUAUUUGAGGAAGUAAAGCGUGAUACAUAUGUCCUUAAAGAAACAUUCGCUUUAUAACUUGAACUGGUCUUAUUUCGAGUAUACAGUCUCCGGCACGAAUAGAAUGGACUUCCCAUAACUCGAACCUUCAAGGGAAAUCGAAAAAAGUUCGAGUUAUCUGGAGCUCGAAGAAAAUAGCCGAGAGUAAGGUAAAAAACAGUUUUUACUGCACAGUGAACAUUGUAAUCACAUUUAAUUGUAGAAAUAUCGAGUGAAAAUUAAAAAAUACUUCUAGAUUAUAAAUGAGAACGUAACGUAACAAAACAAAGCCUAAAUAGAGCAUGCGUUUUACUGUUUUGAGAAGUAAAGCUGCUUCAUAUUAGCCUGUGACCAUCUGCAUUAGCCUCCACUAGUAAACUAUACUCCUACAACACGUCAAUCGGAAUUCCAAAAUUCUAUGUUUCGGACGCCAGUAGACGGCUUUUUUUCCGACUUUUUAAGGGCUCAAAACAUGGUUCGAGUUAUCGAGGGUAAAAUCAUAUAGAAAAUGACCUAAGGGGAAACGAAAAUUGGUUCCUGUAAGCGGGAGUUCAAGUUACCGAGGGUAAAAUUGCAGUGAAUGCAUGACGGAAAUCCAGGGGAAAAUCCAUUUUGGUUCGAGUUAGCGCGAGGUUCGAGUUAGUGAGGGUUCCAGUUAUCAGGAGUCGACUGUAUACCCAUGCGGCGUUGUGUUAAAGCCGUACAAAAUUAUCCAGUCAUGCGUGAAUCUUUUGUUUUCUGUCUUGCAAGACUCGAUCCUCGACUCGAUUCUAGAUAGUUUGUUCUCGAUUCUCGCAAUGGACUGUCAACUUGCUUUUGAACGGUACUGUACCUGUGUUACCCUUUGUUACCCUGUCUUACCCUGUUACCCUUUGUUACCCUGUGUUACCCUGCGUUACCCUUUGUUACCCUGUGUUACCCUCUGUUACUCUUUGUUUCCCUGUGUUACCUUGUGUUACCCUGCGUUACUCUUUGUUACCUUAUGCUACCCUCUGUUAGUCUGUGUUUCCCUGUGUUACCUUGUGUUACCCUGUGUUACUCUGUGUUACCCUGUGUUACCCUUUGUUACCAUGUGUUACCCUCUGUUACUCGUUGUUUCCCGUUACUCUUUGUUACCUUAUGUUACCCUCUGUUAGGCUGUGUUGCCCUUAGCCUCCCACGCAGGCGUUUUAAGUGGAGCACGUUUUUCAUCCCUCCCCACAAACGCCUGUUCAGCCGGAAACAACAUUCCUUUCCCAUUGUUUUAUUUGCGUGGUAAAUGACCAAUAAACAGUUGUGCAAUAAGGUGUUGACAGGCUAAACGCGACUAAAACGUGACCCUACAGUUACCGUUUUCCUUCUUUUCUUUCCUUCAUUAAGGUUAUCAGGUGCAUAGAGUAUUCUAAAAUUUGAUUAAAUCUUAUUUUUGCCGCUCGAAAUCUAACCCUUAUUGGAGGUUAGAAAGUUUUUCCAGUGUUUCAUGCAGAUUGAGUAAUUAUCAGAUUACCUUACAGUCAAGGUUAACUUUCCAGAAUUUCAAAAGAACAAUGUAAUUGGCUAAGCAUGGGAAAGGAAUGUUGUCUUCGGAUGAGCAGGCAUUUGUGGGGAGGGAUGAAAAACGAGCUGCCCUGUGUAACACACAAACUCAUGCUGGAAACUGGAAGAUAUAAUCAAACUUCCCGGAACGAUAGAUUCUGCCCUAUUUGUAACUCUGGUAUAAUUAAAGACGAAUUUCAUUUUCUCUUCCAUUGUCCAAAAUAUUCAAUCCCAAGGAAGAAAUUCUACAUCAAAUCCAACAAAAUUUUGUCGACUUUAAUCAGCCAUCUUACACAGAAUUAAUAAUUAAACUGAUGAAUUCACACAAUUUUUCGGUAAAUUCACAUUUGUUGAAAUUUGUCUUAUUAUGUAAUGAUUUACGUACUAAUUUGUUAUCAAAUCAUGCUGAUGACAUUUGAUUGACUGUAGUAAUCAUUGCACUGCAUUAUCAUUGUUAUAAAUUUUAACUUUAUGUUAAAGCUUUUGCAGUACUGUACCUACAUAAUUAUAGUCAUGUAAAUAAAGCUUAUGUUGUUGUUGUUGUUGUGUUUCCUUGUGUUACCCUGUGUUACCCUGUGUUACCUUGUGUUACCUUGUGUUACACUGUGUUGUCUCUGUUACCCUUUGUUACCCUGUGUUACCCUGUUUUACCCUUUGUUACCCUGUGUUACUCUGUGUUAUCCUGUGUUACCCUGUUACUCUGUGUUUCCCUGUGUUACCCUGUUACUCUGUGUUACCUUGUGUUACUCUGUGUUUCCCUCUGUUACCCUUUGUUACCCUGUGUUACUUUUUGUUACCUUGUGUUACCCUGUUUUACCCUUUGUUACCGUGUGUUACUCUGUGUUAUCCUGUGUUACCCUGUGUUAACCUGUGUUUCCCUGUGUUACCUUGUGUUACCCUGUGUUACUCUGUGUUUCCUUGUGUUACUCUGUGUUUCCCUCUGUUACCCUUUGUUACCCUGUGUUCCCCUCUCUUACCCUGUGUUACUGUUUAUCUUGUGUUACCCUAUCUUACCCUCAUUUACUCUGUGUUGCCUUGUGUUACCUUGUGUUAUUCUGUUUUACCCCUUUGUUACCCUGUGUUGCCCUUUGUUACUCUGUGUUAUCCUGUGUUACCCUGUGUCACCCUACGUUACUCUUUGUUACCCUUUGUUACCCUGUUUUACCCUUUGCUACCCUGUGUUACUCUGUGUUAUCCUGUGUCACUCUGAGUUUCCCUGUGUUACUCUUUGUUACCCUAUCUUACCCUCUGUUACCCUGUCUUACCCUGUGUUGCCCUGUGUUACCUUGUGUUGCCUUGUAUUAACCUGUGUUACUCUGUGGUACUCUGUGUUACCCUGUAUUACCUAGUGUUACCCUGUGUUACCCUGUAUUGCCCUGUGUUACCUUAUCUUACCGUAUGUUACCCUUAGUUACUCUGUGUUGCCAUGUGUUACCUCGGGUUACUCUUUGUUACCCUGUGUUACCGAUUGUUACCCUUGGUUACCCUGUGUUACUCUGUUUCCCUAUGUUCCCCUUUCACAACACCAACAAGAGUGACAACAGCGACAACAGUGACAACAGCGACAACAGUAAAAACAGUCACAACAGCAACAACAGCGACAACAGCGACAACAGCGACAACAGCGACAACAGCGACAACAGUAAAAACAGNUCAGCCAUCUUACACAGAAUUAAUAAUUAAACUGAUGAAUUCACACAAUUUUUCGGUAAAUUCACAUUUGUUGAAAUUUGUCUUAUUAUGUAAUGAUUUACGUACUAAUUUGUUAUCAAAUCAUGCUGAUGACAUUUGAUUGACUGUAGUAAUCAUUGCACUGCAUUAUCAUUGUUAUAAAUUUUAACUUUAUGUUAAAGCUUUUGCAGUACUGUACCUACAUAAUUAUAGUCAUGUAAAUAAAGCUUAUGUUGUUGUUGUUGUUGUGUUUCCUUGUGUUACCCUGUGUUACCCUGUGUUACCUUGUGUUACCUUGUGUUACACUGUGUUGUCUCUGUUACCCUUUGUUACCCUGUGUUACCCUGUUUUACCCUUUGUUACCCUGUGUUACUCUGUGUUAUCCUGUGUUACCCUGUUACUCUGUGUUUCCCUGUGUUACCCUGUUACUCUGUGUUACCUUGUGUUACUCUGUGUUUCCCUCUGUUACCCUUUGUUACCCUGUGUUACUUUUUGUUACCUUGUGUUACCCUGUUUUACCCUUUGUUACCGUGUGUUACUCUGUGUUAUCCUGUGUUACCCUGUGUUAACCUGUGUUUCCCUGUGUUACCUUGUGUUACCCUGUGUUACUCUGUGUUUCCUUGUGUUACUCUGUGUUUCCCUCUGUUACCCUUUGUUACCCUGUGUUCCCCUCUCUUACCCUGUGUUACUGUUUAUCUUGUGUUACCCUAUCUUACCCUCAUUUACUCUGUGUUGCCUUGUGUUACCUUGUGUUAUUCUGUUUUACCCCUUUGUUACCCUGUGUUGCCCUUUGUUACUCUGUGUUAUCCUGUGUUACCCUGUGUCACCCUACGUUACUCUUUGUUACCCUUUGUUACCCUGUUUUACCCUUUGCUACCCUGUGUUACUCUGUGUUAUCCUGUGUCACUCUGAGUUUCCCUGUGUUACUCUUUGUUACCCUAUCUUACCCUCUGUUACCCUGUCUUACCCUGUGUUGCCCUGUGUUACCUUGUGUUGCCUUGUAUUAACCUGUGUUACUCUGUGGUACUCUGUGUUACCCUGUAUUACCUAGUGUUACCCUGUGUUACCCUGUAUUGCCCUGUGUUACCUUAUCUUACCGUAUGUUACCCUUAGUUACUCUGUGUUGCCAUGUGUUACCUCGGGUUACUCUUUGUUACCCUGUGUUACCGAUUGUUACCCUUGGUUACCCUGUGUU
Molecule: messenger RNA, 40908 nt
Organism: Porites evermanni
Lineage: Eukaryota; Metazoa; Cnidaria; Anthozoa; Scleractinia; Poritidae
Source: the annotation of a GenBank genome assembly